GGAAAACCCCAUGCCCAGUGUUGAGCGAUGGGGGGGCAUUUAUCAUGAGCACAGUGCAUGCUGGGGCAUCAGCUCUGAGAUCCUGGGGAAGGUGCUUUAUGGAGCCAGGUUUGUGUUUGUUUUAAGCAGGGCCCGUUAACACAGCGACUGCUCUCUCCUGACUGGCUGCCCCACUGGGAACAGGAGAUGCAUUGUCCUGCACCCCCCCAGAAGUGGUCAACUUGGUGAUCGGGCCAGCUUCCGAGCAUCUGAAGCAAGUGACCAGAGGCCAGCGGAGAGGAGAUAGCAGAUAGACGCACAAGGAUCUGAUUGUGCCCGGAUCAUUUAGAUCAGCCCAGCACAGGCGGUUUCCUGGUUUCCGAGUUUCAUUGGUCUGAGGCUAUAAAACCAGCCAUGGGACAGCAGGAGGCUCAGAUUGGCGCCCAGCCUGGAAGAGGACCCGAGGAGCUGUGAACUCAGAGAUGGAGCGGCCCCAAUGUCUCCUGCUCCUGCUUUCCCUGUCCUACCCCUUGGCCCAUGCUGGUGCUUUGCGGAAUCAGAUUGUUGGGGGGCAUGAAGCCAAGCCCCACUCCAGACCCUACAUGGCAGCCCUGAAGGUUUCGGGUGAUUUCGGCUGCGGGGGGUUUCUGGUGGCCCCGGAUUGGGUGAUGACCGCCGCUCACUGCAUGGGGGAUAUCACCGUGAUCCUGGGAUCUCACGAUAUCCAUAAGCCAGAGGAGUCUCAGCAGGUGCUGGGGGUUGAGACUUACUACAACCACCCUGAAUACAACGACAUCUUGAUAGCUAAUGACAUCCUGCUGCUAAAGCUGACAGCGAAGGCCAAGCUGAAUAAAUACGUCCAGGUCAUCCCUCUGCCCAAGACCAGCAGCGACGUCCCCACCGACACCAAGUGCAGCAUGGCAGGAUGGGGCUACAUUGACAAAGAGAGGGUCACCAACCGGCUCUUUGAGACCAACGUCACCAUCUACAGCCGCAGGAAAUGCCUCAGCAUCUACCCCAACCUCAACGAUGGCAUGCUAUGUGCCGGCAGCUUCCACCACCUCAAGGACUCCAGCCAGGGGGAUUCCGGGGGGCCUCUGAUCUGCAACGGGGUGGCACAGGGAAUUGUUUCCUUUGGCUACAGCUUCCCUCCUGCCGUCUACACCCGUAUUGCCAACUACCUUCCGUGGAUCAGAAAGAUCAUGGGCUAGAGGACCGGAGAGGGAGAUGCUCCAGCUUCUCCUCCAGCAUCUUCUGCCUUGGAGACCCAUGCUGCUUUCCCUUAUACUGCAUCCGCUAGCUUUUUCUCCCUUCCUGGUGUUGUAUGAAACCGUAGGGGACAAGACUUUCUCUGGGUGCCUCUAUGGCCUUGUUACUGUAGCUCUGAAGGCCUGCAUGCCCAGCAGGUCCCUUGUCACCUGGGUUCUGUUGGCUCAGGAGAGGAAUGUCAAGUUUUCAGCCCCCUGAGUGAAUAUUCUCUUGACUGGUCCCCUGAAGAAGCAGAGGCUCAAUAUGAGCCAGGGGCUUUGCUGUUCUGAGGGUCUUCAGGAUUCCUUCUGUCCCAGUUGACUUAAAUAGGGCACAGCUGCCCAGUCUCCGGCAUGUGCCUAGACCAUCAGAGCAGAGCCAGAGAUAAUUCUAGAGCAGGGGGCACUGAAGAGGGUUGAAAUCGGCCCAAGGAGGUGGUUUUGGACCACCUGGAGGGGAAGGCUCUGACCUGUGCUCGCUCCCUCCUGGGCGUUCCCUGGUUUGUUUCCCUGGUUCAGUCCCAGGCUGAGGUUGGGCUUCACUUGGGUUUACAGAGGAGUUUCUCUCCCUGGCAAUUUCAGCUGGUGCCACAUUGUCAGAGCUGAAGCGGAGAGAAAUCCGGAGGCUGGAAAGGGUCCAGCAAAAGCAUGCAGCAGCAGGAGUCUGAAUCCUGGCCAGUCCCCAACUCCCCAAUGCUAUGUUCUCACACCCCCUUCACCCCAGUCACUGCUCCAUUCCUCCUCUGUCGCUCGCUGCGAUGCUGGGCAUGUAACAAGCCUGAAAAAAUAAACGCCAAUCUGCAUUUCACAGCGUCUCAUUCUCCAGCUUCAAAACGUCCCUUUUCAGUGGGUUUCUGAUCAUUCUCCAGAUAAACACAAAGGGCCAAAUUCUGCUCCCAGUUGCAAUGGGGUAGGCCCUUUGAUUUCAGUGAGUUGCAUGGGUGUAAAUGAGCACUUCAGCCCAAAGGAGAACAGCCCUCUUUCCACUUCCCAGGCCACAGGGGGAAGUGCCCCAGGAGAACUGAAAAAGACCCAUGUGGUUUUCUGGUUCCGGACUAUGCAGCCUUUAAUAUCUCCUGUCUAGAGGGAACUUUGCAAAUGGGAAGGGCACAGUCUGUAGGUGUUCCUGGUCCUUAUUGCUGGGAAUGUGUAACCCACCUGAUUAUGUGAUAUAUGCCAUCAUGUUUCCAGCAAUGCUCCUCUGCCAUGUACAUUGGCCAAACCGGACAGUCUCUACGCAAAAGAAUAAAUGGACACAAAUCUGACAUCAGGAAUUAUAACAUUUAAAACCCAGUAGGAGAACACUUCAAUCUCCCUGGUCACUCGAUAACAGACCGAAAAGUGGCAAUUUUUCAACAAAAAAACUUCAAAAACAGACUCCAACGUGAAACUGAAGAACUGGAAUUAAUUUGCAAACUGGACACCAUCAAAUUAGGCCUGAAUAAAGACUGGGAGUGGUUGGGUCAUUACAAAACCUAAUUUUGCCCAUACUAAUUUCCCCCUACUGUUACUCACACCUUCUUGUCAACUGUUUGAAAUGGGCCACUCUCAUUACCACUACAAAAGUGAUUUUUCCUCCCUUGGUAUCCUACUGUUAAUUGAAUUGUCUCGUUAGACUGACCUCCCAUUUGGUAAGACAACUCCCAUCUUUUCAUGUGCUGUGAUUUCAUGUGCUGCUACUGGAUUUCCCACUCCCUGCAUCUGAUGAAGUGGGUUCUAGCCCAUAAAAGCUUAUGCCCAAAUA
Caretta caretta (loggerhead turtle) is the source of this 2970-nucleotide messenger RNA. RefSeq names its product mast cell protease 1A. NCBI's taxonomy places the organism in Eukaryota, Metazoa, Chordata, Testudines, Cheloniidae. Gene Ontology annotation, biological process: proteolysis. Gene Ontology annotation, molecular function: serine-type endopeptidase activity. The record is from RefSeq and is a predicted model, not a curated record.